This is a messenger RNA of Pipra filicauda (Wire-tailed manakin), 2398 nucleotides long. It is a transcript of the gene ALDH16A1, whose product is annotated as aldehyde dehydrogenase 16 family member A1. NCBI's taxonomy places the organism in Eukaryota, Metazoa, Chordata, Aves, Passeriformes, Pipridae. The transcript has 17 exons. The record is from RefSeq and is a predicted model, not a curated record. The coding region runs from base 18 to 2312 and encodes 764 amino acids. Gene Ontology annotation, molecular function: oxidoreductase activity, acting on the aldehyde or oxo group of donors, NAD or NADP as acceptor.
CCCCCGGCCCCGUCUCGAUGGUCCCCGCGGGGGCCGCUCUGCUCCUCCGGCGCCGUCUCUGUGCUCCCGCGAUGGCGGCGCUGGCGGCGCUGGGACCCCCCCCGGUCGCCGCGAUCUUCGACACGAUGGAGGAGGGUCCGACCCCCGGCGGGGACCGGGCGGGGGAGGCGUGGCUGGAGUCCCACGGGCGCUGCCUCGGACACUUCGUGGGGGGGACGUGGCUGAAACCGCCGGGACGGGGGAGCCUCGAGAGCCGGGGGGGCCCCGACGGCCGUGCCGUGGCCUCGGUGCCGGACGGGGACGGCUCGGACGUGGCCGAGGCCGUGGGGGCGGCGGCGGCGGCGGCCGAGGAGUGGGGGCGGCUGGGGGGGCCCCGGCGGGGGCAGAGCCUGCACAGGCUGGCGCUGGCCCUGGAGGGGCCCCCCGGGGGGGCCCUGGGGUGGCUGCUGUCCCUUUUUGGGGGGCGGCCCCUGCGCCGGACCCUCGGGGCCGACCUGGACCUGGCGCUGCGGCUGCUGCGGGCGGCGGCGGGGGGGGCUCAGCUGGGCCCCCCCGGCCCGGAGGGUUGGACCCCCCUCGGGGUGGUGGCCGUGGUCGUGGCCGGGCCCUGCUCGGUGCCGGCGCUGCUCUGGAAAGUGGGGCCUGCCCUGGCCAUGGGGAACGCGGUGCUGGUGCUGUGCCCCCCCGAGGUGGCCCCCCCGCUGCUGUACCUGGCGGAGCUGAGCGGGGAGGGGGGGGCUCUGCCCCCCGGGGUCCUCAACGUGGUCACGGGCCCCCUCCCCGGGCUGUGCCGCGCCCUCCGCGCCCACCCCGACAUCGCCGCCGUCGCCUUCCUCGGCGCCCCACAGGAGCAGGUGCAGGGCCUGGUCUGGGGGUCCCCGUGCCGGGGGCCGCGGGUGGGGUGGGCCCGGGGGGGCCGCGUCGUCGUCGUGGUGCUGGACUCGGCCGACCUGGACGGCGCCGCCGCCGCCGUCGCGGGGGCCGCGGGGACCCCCCCGGCGCUGUUCCCCUGGGGGGGCUGCGUGGUGCUGGCCCAGGAGGGGGUCCUGGCGCCGCUGGAGCGGCGGCUCCGGGCCCGGCUCGGGGGGCUGCGGGUCGGAGACCCCCUGGAGCUCGGCACCGACGUGGGGCCGCUGCCCCCCACGGGCCCCCACCCCCGGGAGCUGGUGGAGGCGGCGCGCGAGGAGGGGGCUGAGGUUUUCCAGCCGCUGCCGCCGCCGCCGGGGGGUCGUUUCUACCCCCCCACCCUGAUCACGGGGGUCGCCCCCACCUCGCGCUGCCUGCGGGAGCCGGCCGCGGGGCCGGUGCUGGUGCUGCUCCCCGUGCGCUCCCCCGGCGAGGCCGCGGCCGUGGCCUCCUCCCUGCCCCUCACGGCCGCCGCCGCCGUCUGGGCCCAGGACGUCACCGCGGGCCUGGACACGGCCCAGAGGCUGCCCCAGGGGCUCGUGUGGCUCAACGAGCUGAACCUGCUGGACCCGAGCGGGGGCUGCGCCGCGGGGGCCGCGGAGACCACCCCGGAGGAGGCACUACGAGAGUUCGGACGCCCCCCUUGGGAAGAGCCCCCUGAGCUGGAAGAGCCGUUCAGCCCCAGCCCGGAGGAGGCCGUGCCGGACCCCGAGGACGCCGAGCUCGCCGGGGCCGUGGUGGCCGCUCGCGCUGCCGCCCUGGGGUGGGGGCGGCUGCCGGGGCUGUCGCGGGCCCGGGUGCUGCGGGGGGCGGCGGCGGCGCUGGGGGGGCCGGGCGGGACCCCCGGAGGCCACGACGGCGACGACGGUGACAAGGGGCGCCUGCAGGGGGCGCUGCUGCGCUGGGCGGCGCACGCGGAGCGGAUGGGCGGGGCCGUGCAGGAGGUGCCCGGGGGUCGGGCCCUGGUGCUGAGGAGGCCGCUGGGCGUGGUGGGCGUGGUCUGGUCCCGGCCCUACCCCUGGUUGCCGGAGCUCCUCCUCCCCGCGCUGGCGCUCGGCAACAGCGUCGUGCUGGUGGCCCCGCCCGGCGGUGCCGGGGCCGCUCUGCGCCUGCGCCAGGUCCUGGUGGCCGCGGGGCUGCCCGGGGGGGCCCUGGCGGUGCUGCCGUGGGGGUCCUGGGGGUCCCGGGAGUCCGGGGCCAGACUGGCCCGGCAGCACCCCGACGGGCUGUGGCUCUGCGGGGCAGACACGGACUGGCCCUCGGCCCUGAGCGUCCCCCGCGUGUGGGGGGUCCCGGGGGGGCUCCUGAGGGCUCCGGGGCAGGACCCCCCCCCCGGCGCCGCGCGGGAGCUGGAGCUGCGCUGCACCCGCCCCCAGUGCCUCUGGGUGCCGGGGGGGGCACCCUGAGCCCCCCCCAGAGCCCUCCCCAAAACCUCGGGUGGUCUCUGACCUCGCACUGUGACCCCCCCCCCAAUAAACCUUCUCCCGCCGCA